Messenger RNA from Pristis pectinata (smalltooth sawfish), 3223 nucleotides. It is a transcript of the gene rfxank, whose product is annotated as regulatory factor X-associated ankyrin-containing protein. Bases 238 to 1173 code for a protein of 311 amino acids. Gene Ontology annotation, molecular function: protein binding. Gene Ontology annotation, biological process: regulation of transcription by RNA polymerase II. The record is from RefSeq and is a predicted model, not a curated record. The transcript is spliced from 10 exons. Gene Ontology annotation, cellular component: nucleus. Lineage: Eukaryota; Metazoa; Chordata; Chondrichthyes; Rhinopristiformes; Pristidae.
ACCGGCGCGGUGCAGAGAUGUUCCCCGCAUUUCUGGCAGCAAACACGAGUGGUUUGGAAUCAUAAAUAUUGCAACGAAAUGCCUGCAUUACCUCUGCUGCACUGCAUUGUGGGAUGUUCCCCGGUUACUUUCACUUUUGGAGGGGAAGUGUUUGCUGUUUGAGGACACCGGCGGUCGCCCUGCUCCAGGCUCGGUCCCGGGGGGUUGGUUGCAAACGUCCCUCCUCUCACCAGGGCCAUGGAUGUAGAGGAAGGAAGUGGUCCUCACUGCAAGGACAGGAGCCCAGGUUCUGUGGGAGGUAGUCCAAGGAAGGUUGUUCCUGAUCAGCCAGCACUGCACAGAAAUGGGGACCGUCAGUACCAGAAACCCUCUUCAAACAACACCUUCAGGAGGGAGCCUCCAGCACUGGCCGCACCAGGCAACUUCAUGCAGAUAAAGUAUGCUGCUCUCGAGGUCAACGAGCAUGCUGAACAAGUUAUAACGCUCAGCUUGGCAAAUGUUCAGGAGCAGGAUCUGGGCUCUUCCAAUCCGGGAGAGGUUCCUGUGUCCAAUCAUGAACCUGCUCCUGCACAAUUCUCAGCUCCGGACAAACCAAGCGCCUCUCACAAGUACGCCACGACGCUCACCAAUCGACAGCGGGGUAACGAGCCCUCGUCCAUCCCGGCAAACCUGGACACUUUAUCAGUUCACCAACUAGCAGCACAGGGAGACCUGUCCCAACUCACAUCCUACCUUCAGCAAGGGAGUUCGCUUCUUAAUGUGCCGGACGAACGAGGUUUCACGCCACUGAUGUGGGCAGCAGCGUUCGGAGAGAUCGCUGUAGUGAGGUUUUUGCUGGAGAUGGGAGCUGACCCAAGGAUCCUGGCAAAGGAGCGGGAGAGCACACUGUCUCUGGCCAGCAUCCAGGGGUACACGGACAUCGUUCUGCUGCUCCUCGAACAUGGAGUGGACGUCAACAUUUACGACUGGAAUGGAGGCACUCCACUGCUGUACGCAGUCCACGGAAACCAUGUCCGCUGUGUGGAAGCUCUGCUGGCCAAGGGUGCUGAUUUAACAAUGGAAGCGGAUUCUGGUUACAGUCCCAUGGACUUGGCUGUGGCUCUGGGCUUCAAAAAAGUCCAACAAGUAAUUGAAAACCAUGUACUAAAGCUGCUUCGGAACAACAAAGAGUGAUCGCAGGACAAGCAAUGGAACCAGCCAAUACCCCAGGUGGCAGUAAAGAAAUACCAUCUCCCCCUUACUCCCACCCUGCAGCCUACCGGUGCCCUCCCAAGCCCCACCAUGGUUAAUCGAGCAGCUGCAGAUGUUUGGGGUCAACUGCAGCUUGUUGUAUGAAAUGGAAUCAACCAGCCUUGAGCCUACUAGGUUGCAAGAAACGUGCUAACGGUGCCUUGUGGAUGUUGGAACAGUUGGACUGUUAAUUGGUGGCAAGUGUCUGUUGUUUGGUGCUGCUCUGGGAGAGGGCUACCUACAGAUUUCUAACAUGUAAACAAGACAUUAAAGUUUAUUUUUUUUAAUAUGUGUUCCCCAGUUCUCUCUCUCUGACGCAUUUCUGGUAUCCAGCCAGAGAGUAGUAGGUUCAGGCACAUUUCCACAUGGACAGGUAAUUCUUAAAAGUUGUUUAAAAUGUUGCCAACUAGAUUCUAGCAAAGGGGAUUCCUGACCAAUGAGGUUUCAAUGUAUGGUUAAGGCAGCAUUUCUCCUUGUUCUUGGCUACCAGUGGUGAUGGGUCCCAGUCAAAGAAAGGCACUUCCAGUACUGCACCAAGCUGGCGUUCCACAUUGUGUCCACAUCCUUGAACCCCAUGUCCAUCUGAUUACAGUGAAAGUACUCCCAACUGGGCCAAACGCUGAAGCCCACAUACUGAUCACUGUGUGGCUUUGAAAAAUGGCAACUCUGACAGCAAUCCUACACCACUGGGAAUGUACAGGCAGCAGGAGGUGGAGGCAGUUUCCACAGCUCCCACCAUGGUCUUGAGGAUCUCACAAACCCCUUGCCCGAUUUAUAGGAUAAGGGUGUCUCUGAGAAAUCCAGUGUUUAAUGCUGGAGAAAGGAUCUAGGAAGAGUGGAUUGGGAUAAGUUUUUUCUGGCAAGGAUGUGCUCAGUAAGUUGAAGGCCUUCAAAGGAGAAAUUUUCAGAGUGCAGAAUUUGCAUGUUCCUGCCAGGAUUAAAGGCAAAGUUAACAAGCAUAGGGAACCUUGGUAUCAAGGGAUAUUGGCGAUCUGGUUAAAAAGAGAGAGGUAUAUAGCAGGUAUAGACAACUAGGAACAAAUGAGGUACUUGAAGAGUAUAGAAAAUGUAAGAAAAUACUAAAAAAGGAAAUCAGGAAGACAAAAAGACGACAUGAGGUUGCUUUGGCAGAUAAUGUGAAGGUAAACCCGAAGGGUUUCUACAAGUAUAUGAAGAGUAAAAGGAUAGUAAGGGACAAAAUUGGUCCCCUAGAAGAUCAGAGUGGUUGUCCAUGUGUGGAGCCUCAAGAGAUGGUGGAGAUCUUAAACAGUUUUUUUGCAUCAGUACUCAGGAAACUGGCACAGUGGAUAUGGAAGGAAGGGAAACAAGCAAUAGCGUCAUGGAACAUAUAGAGAUUAAAGAGGUGGAGGUACUUGCUGCCUUACAGUGGAUAAAGGUAGCUAAAUCCUCUGGGCCUGGUAUUUCCUUGGACCUUGAGAGAGACUAGUGUAGAAAUUGCAGGGGCCCUGGCAGAUGUAUUUAAAAUGUCCUUAGCCACGGGUGCAGUGCCAGAGGACUGGAGGAUAGCUCAUGUUGUUCCGUUGUUUAAAAAAGGAUCUAAAAGUAAACUGGGUAAUUAAAGGCCAGUGAGCCUGACAUCAGUAGUAGGUAAAUUAUUGGAAGAUGUUCUGAGCGAUCGGAUAUACAAGUAUUUGGACAGCCAAAGGCUGAUUAAGGAUAGUCAGCAUAGCUUUGUGUGUGGUAGAUCGUGUUUAACGAAUCUUGUAGAGUUUUUCAAGGAGGUUACCAAGAAAGUAGAUGAAGGAAAGGCUGUGGAUGUUGUCUACAUGGACUUUAGUAAGGCCUUUGACAAGGUCCCACAUGGGAGGUUAGUUCAGAAGAUUCAGACACUAGGUAUCCAUGGAGAGGUUGUAAACUGGAUUCGAAAUUGGCUGUGUGGGAGAAGACAGAGAGUGGUAGUGGAUUAUUGUUUCUCAGACUGGAGGCCUGUGAUUAGUGGUGUGCCUCAGGGAUCUGUGCUGGGUCCAUUGUU